Messenger RNA from Lactuca saligna, 591 nucleotides. The record is from the annotation of a GenBank genome assembly. Lineage: Eukaryota; Viridiplantae; Streptophyta; Magnoliopsida; Asterales; Asteraceae.
AUGUCUGUCUCAAACGAUGAAUUGAUGAAGAAAUUGGAAGAGUUUAUGAUCCAACAAACACAAAACAGAAAUGAAUUAAAGGCCAACACCAAUGAUCUGAAGGCGGCUAUGGUAACCCUGCAGUCCAAGCAAACUACGAUAGAAGAUGGAUUACAAGCACAAAGUCAGAAUAAGACAUACAAACAAGGGGAGGAUGAAGACAGUGAAGAGAUGUGUUUCGAGGGGGAGAAAUUCGAGGAUCCACCAGAACAAGGUGUGAAGAUUUUUUUUGAAGAGCAACAAACUCCCACGGAGGCUUGGGUGAGACAGACCACCUUUUCACUACAAGGAAAAGCUAGCAAGUGGUACCACAACCUGAGACGGAUGAAGACACGCUUGAACUGGUUUGAGUUUUCAGAAGAAUGCAGAAUUAGAUUCGGACCACCAAUGAGUAUGGACCCAUUGGGUGAAUUGACCCGUUUAAGGCAGUCCGGUUCAGUGGAAGACUACUGCGAGAAUUUCGAGUCCUUGCUGGGAAGGACGACAGGAGUAACUCCUGACCAAAACAUAUGGCAUUUUCUGUGUGGGCUUGAUCAAUGCUAUCCGCUAUGA